Owenia fusiformis is the source of this 825-nucleotide messenger RNA. Lineage: Eukaryota; Metazoa; Annelida; Polychaeta; Sabellida; Oweniidae. The record is from the annotation of a GenBank genome assembly.
AUAAAGUUAAGAAAAGAGAUGUCAUUGUUAAAUGCAUGUACAUGUAUUUUGUCAUUAGUGUUUCUUUUAGUAGCACACAUUGGAGAAUGCAAGAGUGCAUUAAGCACGGAGAUGUAGAUGGUGAACUCAAGGGGUUUGAUUUAGAUCUUUCCAAUGCAGUAUGCAGAGUAGCUGGAAAGAAAUGCACGUAUAUCUAUCGCAUAUGCAACUCAAAUUCUGCAGAUGGGAAAUUCCUACCUGGAAAAGCUCUGGAAACAGGAGAGGUCGACGGAUGUCUUGGUAACGUAAUCACUCCAGAGAGGGAAGAGGUAUUUGACUUCAGUCGUGCGUAUUUCAAGACUUCAUCCAAUUUCUUUGUACCGCCUGGAAACCCAAGAGGAUUUUCACCUGAGAAUAUCGAAGGCAAACGAAUUGUAUUUUUCAAUGCCACAUACACAAAUAUGGACUGUCUAAAGAGGCUUGGCCUAAAUGGAGCAGUCCCAUUGGUCGAAUCUGGCUCAUUGAGUGACGUCAAAACUAAGGUUCUAGAAGGAAAUGCCGAUGCCCUAUUUGCGCCAAGGACCACCAUACCAGGAGUGGAGAGGGUGCCGGGACAGUAUAACUGCGCAAGCGGAGCAGGUGUGAUGGUUCUAAAGGGGAACGCAGACAUACCGACAUGGUGGAACAGAGCCUUCCAAAUAGUUGUUGAAAGCGGAGAGUACAAGAGAAUAUGUGAUUCUGUUGCUAUUAAAUAUGGAGGUUAUCCAGUGAGAUGUUUUGACUUCCAAACUAAUGUGAUAGGAUAAACAAUACUAAGACCAAACUUCAAAGUGGUUCUCAAUGAAU